This is a messenger RNA of Notodromas monacha, 921 nucleotides long. Lineage: Eukaryota; Metazoa; Arthropoda; Ostracoda; Podocopida; Cyprididae. The record is from the annotation of a GenBank genome assembly.
AUGAUCGACUGGCGAGGUUUAUCUGAAUGCGAGUGUGUUAUUUGGUGUCGUGUGCGGCGCCCGGCACCCACGCGUCGAGGCGGAAUUGAGUUAUUUGUGGUCGGCGGCGGCGGCAUUAACGAAUGGUCAUUGCGCGGGGGCUUGAAUGACGACUUCGGAACGAGCUCGCCUUUGGGCGAAGGCAGCAUGGGCUGGGGACCCGUGGAUCACAUCGGCUAUCUACUGGAAGGCCCGAACUCGAACAAUGCCCACGAGGAUGACGAGGGGAAAUGCAAAAACACGGGUCUUGACUGCGACCCGACGUCCGACGAUCAGAUCAGCAUGUUCCACACGAUUGCGUUCGGUUUGGACGACAAAUCCGACGACGCGUCUGGGCUAUCUUCGAGUAAACUGGACAGCGACGGAGACGUGGUAUUCAAAGACAAGAUGAUGUCGGAAGCGACGAUCGAAUCUACGCUGCAGAUGCUGCAGACCUCUGUCGCCAAUUGGGGAUCGACAGUCACAUCGUCUGCCUCCUCCCCGACACUGUCGUUGCCAUCUUUGAUGGCACUGCCGUCUGUGUCUAAGCCAAACUCUGCUGCUGCUGCGAGCCAGGCCGCAUCAGUCUCUGAUGUGUCGUGUCAACUCACUUCGAACGCGGAUACGACAGAAACGACGAUUUCGAAUCCGAGUGUCUUUCGACUUCCGAUCAAACAGGAACACUCGUACUCUCUGCUGAUCUCGCAGACACCCGGCUCCAGAUCCCAGUGUGGGGAAAGGAUCAUUAUCCGGAGAAACCCCGAGAAACAAGUAUCCUGUCUUCUUCUCUUCAUGUUUGUAAAAAUUUUGGUUCGCGUAAUAAUCUUGGAUGGAUCGAAAUGGGCGCACUCUUUACCAAUUGAUAUUACGUCAAGUUUUGACCACUCUGUUGAAAAUAGGUAA